AUUUGAAUUUCAAAAUCCUCACGAAACCCACCCCUUUUCCUCUCUCGCCCUUCAGAGACAACCGUUGCAAACUUCAAUUCUAGGGUUUACUGAAGAUAGUGAGAGAAGCCAGCCAUGGAAAAGUAUGAGAAGCUCGAGAAGGUCGGCGAAGGCACCUACGGCAAGGUCUACAAGGCCAAGGACAAAACCACAGGCCAACUCGUCGCUCUCAAGAAAACCAGACUAGAGAUGGAUGAGGAAGGCAUUCCUCCCACCGCUCUCCGUGAGGUCUCCUUGCUUCAGAUGCUCUCUCAGUCUCUUUAUGUCGUUCGUCUCCUCUCCGUCGAGUAUGUCGAUGCUAAUGCCUCCGCUGUCACCGAUGAUGACAAGGAAAAUUCCAUUUCUAAGUCUAAUCUCUACUUGGUCUUUGAGUAUCUUGACACUGAUCUCAAGAAGUUUAUUGAUUCGCACCGCAAAUGCCCUAACCCUAGGCCUCUUGCUUCUGGUCUAAUUCAAAGCUUCCUCUUUCAGCUCUGUAAGGGUGUUGCCCACUGCCAUAGCCAUGGUGUCCUCCACCGCGAUCUCAAGCCCCAGAACCUUCUCCUAGAUCAGGAUAAGGGUAUUCUCAAAAUCGCCGACCUUGGCCUUGGUCGUGCUUUCACCGUCCCUCUCAAAAGCUACACCCACGAGAUCGUUACUCUCUGGUAUCGGGCUCCUGAGGUCUUGCUCGGUUCCACUCAUUAUUCUACCGCUGUCGAUAUGUGGUCCGUUGGUUGCAUAUUCGCUGAAAUGGUCAGAAGGCAAGCUCUGUUUCCUGGUGACUCUGAGUUUCAGCAGUUGCUUCAUAUUUUCAGGUUGUUAGGAACGCCAACUGAAAAGCAAUGGCCAGGAGUAACUGCUCUGCGUGAUUGGCAUGUCUAUCCACAGUGGGAGCCUCAAAACCUGGCACGCGCUGUUCCAGCACUUGGACCUGAGGGUGUUGACCUUCUAUCGAAGAUGCUUAAAUAUGAUCCAGCUGAAAGAAUAUCAGCCAAAGCAGCUAUGGAUCAUCCCUAUUUUGACAACCUUGACAAGUCUCAAUUUUGAAGUUGCUGCAUGGACAAUGGACGUUGUAUCUUUAUCCUUGGAUUGUAUUUUAGAAAUGUGCUUCUUCUAUGUAGUGAAACCUUGCCCAAAAGCUGCAUUGGUUCAUCAUCUUGGUGAUUUAACAAUUGCACUUUAUCAUAUGAUACCUAUACCUGUAUGCUGAAAUGAAAUCUUUGUUCAAGUGACUUUAUAGCACUCUCAAAACUGUUAGAUACCAGCGAAUGAAAUUGAAGUUUUAUUUUAUGA
Molecule: messenger RNA, 1311 nt
Organism: Manihot esculenta (cassava)
Lineage: Eukaryota; Viridiplantae; Streptophyta; Magnoliopsida; Malpighiales; Euphorbiaceae
Product: cyclin-dependent kinase B1-2
Exons: 4
Coding region: 115-1065 (316 amino acids)
Biological process (GO): signal transduction; protein phosphorylation; G1/S transition of mitotic cell cycle
Cellular component (GO): cytoplasm; cyclin-dependent protein kinase holoenzyme complex; nucleus
Molecular function (GO): ATP binding; cyclin binding; cyclin-dependent protein serine/threonine kinase activity
Source: RefSeq, a predicted model, not a curated record